ACCGUGUCAUAAGCUAUACCUGUAUUGAUUCCUCCGACGUCUUCAAAUCCAAGCUAUGGCGAGCUUAUGGCGAGCAGAAACGGCGCUGACGGAGAAACCGAACAACUACGACGGCGUGGAAUUCUGGUUGAAUCCGGAACGAGCUGGCUGGUUAACGAAACAAGGUGAGUACAUAAAAACCUGGCGUCGCCGCUGGUUCAUUUUGAAACAGGGGAGUCUGUUCUGGUUCAAGGAGUCAACAAUAACACGCGCUUCUCGUCCCCGUGGUGUGAUCACAGUUGCUACGUGCUUAACCGUGAAGGGAGCCGAAGAUACACCGAACAAGGAGUACGCUUUUGAGCUUUCCACGAGGAACGACACCAUGUACUUCAUUGCAGAUUCGGAGAAAGAGAAGGAGGAUUGGAUCAACUCCAUCGGACGGUCCAUAGUUCAGCACUCGAGAUCGGUUACCGAUUCCGAGAUCGUUGAUUAUGAUGGCAAGCGGUGAUGAUCCAACAAUCAGUCAGAUCCGUUUUCUCCUAAUAGCAGCUCUUG
Hibiscus syriacus is the source of this 534-nucleotide messenger RNA. RefSeq names its product pleckstrin homology domain-containing protein 1-like. The transcript has a single exon. The coding region runs from base 56 to 487 and encodes 143 amino acids. NCBI's taxonomy places the organism in Eukaryota, Viridiplantae, Streptophyta, Magnoliopsida, Malvales, Malvaceae. The record is from RefSeq and is a predicted model, not a curated record.